CGAAAAAGCCACUUGAUUGCAAGUAAAAUGAAAUUCGUUAUUUUUGCAUUUUUGCUGGCUGUAGCUAGCACCACCGCUUUACCUAGCACCACCGCUUUACCUCCGAACAACGUUCUACAAGGUGCAAAACCUGUGCUACAACCAAUAUUUGGGUCGCAUGAAGUUUUGAAAGGCGAUUUUCAAACAUAUCUUCAAAACAAUGACGAGAAAACGAUGAAAAACAUCUUCGAAAUAUGUGAUAAUUGGAAAAAGCUCGUUCAAGAUGGAGCUACAUUUUAUCAACAAGAACUAAAAUUACUUGAACUUUCGGAAUCAAUUAAUCCAAAGCUUGCAGGAAUAAACAAACAUUAGUAAGAAUUUUAACUAUGCAAAUAUCAACAUAUGAACAGGUCUAUAGGUGAGAUUGAUAGUAGUGUAUGUUUUAUUAGCGACUUAUAUUAUCGAAUUGAUGUCUUAGCAAAAAUUGCUGAUCUUGUCAAAUUCUACAACUUUGGAACAGACAAUUAUCGUAUAUCUGUUGAAAUAAAUAAAAUAUUCCAAGAU
Molecule: messenger RNA, 543 nt
Organism: Sitodiplosis mosellana (orange wheat blossom midge)
Lineage: Eukaryota; Metazoa; Arthropoda; Insecta; Diptera; Cecidomyiidae
Exons: 3
Coding region: 28-351 (107 amino acids)
Source: RefSeq, a predicted model, not a curated record